Messenger RNA from Trichomonas vaginalis G3, 471 nucleotides. RefSeq lists its product as uncharacterized. Bases 1 to 471 code for a protein of 156 amino acids. NCBI's taxonomy places the organism in Eukaryota, Parabasalia, Trichomonadida, Trichomonadidae. The transcript has a single exon. The record is from RefSeq and is a predicted model, not a curated record.
AUGAGUAAAGUAGAGGAGAAACCAGAGACAACAGAAACACAAGAAGUCAGAUAUACUGCUCCGGCCAUCCCAGCAUAUACUGCUUUAUUGUAUCACAUCUGCAAAUACUGGUUUACGCCUUAUUGGGUAAUAAUGUUUUUCAUCUAUUUAUGCAAAGAUUACUUGUUAUAUAAAGGUGUUGCACCUCUUGAUUGGGUAUUCCUAUUUUUAUGGAUACCUAUACAGAUUAUUGCUAUUUACUUCGGUAUCCGAAUGUUCCGCCUCCCGGUUGCAUCAUUUUUCUGGCCUUGGCUCAUUUCGUCAAUUGUUGCAGUAUUCUUUGAAUUAUUCUUCUUCAUUAUUGCUCAAACAGUUUUAUAUUUCGAAUACAUUAUAACUAUUAUUAUCUUAAUUACUCAAAUUAUAUUACUUCUUGCUGGAUUUGUCUCAUUUUUCAUCCAGAGGCGUCCAAUGAGAAUCCAGCCAGAGUAA